GUUUCUGUUCCAGCUUGUAAUAUGGCGGGAAGCCGGUGAAUGUUCUGGGCACUCGCACCUGUUGACGAGAAGUUUCAGGUGUUAUUUCCAAUGACAUGCUUGUAAUUUGUCAAUGAAUAAAGUACGGUUUUGUGGGUCUGUGUGUCAACAUUUCUCCACAAUGCCUGGCAAAGCGAAACUGGCAUGUCACCAUGGUCCAACCAACACGUUUACUGUGACAACACCUAUCGGCAACAUGGAACUGAUCAGCUGCCCAAAGGGUCUGCAUUUUCUCAAUCAAGGGGACAGCAUCAACGAUGAAAACUUUAAGCCAGACUUAAGUGUGAAAGUGGAGGUGCAAGCCCAGCUGUACCAGGACAACGGGUACACCUACAAGCCAGCCCUGGUGUGUGUCGACUGGUUGACAGCUUACUUCCAUCAGGGAAACAUGGAAAAAGACCCAGUCAUGCCACGGAUAUGUCCAUCGGUUGUCAAAGAAGGGUCAUUUACAGCCAGAGUUUGGAAAACACUUCCAGAGCAAGUUGGAUUUGGACAGACAAUAUCAUAUGGAGAACUAGCCAAGCUUUGUGAAAGCCCUAAAGCCAGCCGAGCAGUGGGUAUGGCAAUGGCAACAAAUGUCAUUCAGCUGAUUAUGCCAUGUCAUCGUGUCAUUAACAGCAAUGGAUGUCUGGGCAAUUAUGCAUGGGGCAAGAAAAACUCAGUCAAAGACUGGCUACUGCGAUAUGAAGGGGCUAUACAUUGAAAGUACAAGUGACAUUCUUCUAUUUCGUCCUGUGCAACUUCAUCAAAGAUCAAUGCAGUGCCCGGAUAUCAUAUCACAGUAACUAUUCAGAAGAUGAUUUAUGCACUUCGGAUACAUAUAUUGUGUUUUGGCUCCUGCUCCCCAAAGACCUUUAAUCCAAAUAAUGAUUAAACAGCAAUUAUAAGGUGUGGUGACAGUCUUUGACUUUGUGUUCAGCGUUCCUGUUUACCGUAAAUACCAGUUUUUUACCGGUAAAAUUAGGCUUGGACCGGUAAUUCAUGGGACUGCCAGUCCCUGUGGACCAGCAAAUAAAGUACCUUAUAAAUCUUUGUUGUUGAACAAAACAUAGGUGGUACAUU
Molecule: messenger RNA, 1101 nt
Organism: Haliotis rufescens (red abalone)
Lineage: Eukaryota; Metazoa; Mollusca; Gastropoda; Lepetellida; Haliotidae
Product: methylated-DNA--protein-cysteine methyltransferase-like
Exons: 4
Coding region: 113-742 (209 amino acids)
Biological process (GO): DNA repair
Cellular component (GO): nucleus
Molecular function (GO): methylated-DNA-[protein]-cysteine S-methyltransferase activity
Source: RefSeq, a predicted model, not a curated record